Molecule: messenger RNA, 2000 nt
Organism: Chanos chanos (milkfish)
Lineage: Eukaryota; Metazoa; Chordata; Actinopteri; Gonorynchiformes; Chanidae
Gene: colgalt1b
Product: collagen beta(1-O)galactosyltransferase 1b
Exons: 12
Coding region: 103-1929 (608 amino acids)
Molecular function (GO): procollagen galactosyltransferase activity
Source: RefSeq, a predicted model, not a curated record
AGUCCCGGUCGCGUCAGCCCGUUGCUGCGCCUGACUGAAGUCCGGUUUGAACAAUUGUUUCUCUGUGUCCCGACUCAGUACUUAUCCAGUCUCGCUCCUGCAAUGCGCUGGGCCACCUUGUUGCUGUCUGCCGUGUUGUCAUUGCUCUGGCCCGGUUCAGCCCGUGGAUAUUUCUCGGAGGAGCGGUGGAGCCCCGAAUCCCCACUUCUGGCUCCCCGGGUGCUGAUAGCCUUGGCGUGUCGCAACUCGGCACAUUCACUGCCACAUUUCCUUGGAGCUAUCGAUCGACUUAACUACCCGAAAGACCGUAUUGCGGUGUGGGUUGCGACAGACCAUAAUGUGGACAACACCACGGCGAUGUUAAAGGAGUGGUUAAUAAAUGUUCAGAAUCUGUAUCAUUAUGUGGAGUGGAGACCACAGGAGGAGCCCAGUUCGUAUGAGGAUGAAGCAGGACCAAAGCACUGGUCAAACCUUCGAUAUGAACACGUGAUGAAGCUUCGACAGGCGGCUUUGGACACUGCUCGAGAGAUGUGGGCAGACUACUUUUUGGUAGUGGACUGUGAUAAUCUGUUGACUAACCCUGAUGUACUGUGGAAACUGAUGAGGGAGAAUAGGACCAUCGUGGCCCCUAUGCUGGAGUCCAGAGCAGCCUACUCCAACUUCUGGUGUGGAAUGACAUCACAGGGCUACUAUAAGAGAACUCUUGCCUACAUGCCGAUCAGACGUCAGGAGAGGAAAGGUUGUUUUGCUGUUCCGAUGGUGCACUCGACGUUUUUGGUUGACCUUCGUAAAGAGGCCUCCCGUUUGCUGGCUUUCUAUCCCCCCCACCCCGACUACAGCUGGGCCUUCGAUGACAUCAUCGUCUUUGCCUUCUCCGCACGGAUGGCAGAUGUCCAGAUGUACGUGUGUAACGGUGAGACGUUCGGAUAUUUCCCAGUGCCCCUCCGCUCCCACAAUACCUUACAGGACGAGGCUGACGGCUUUCUGCACGCACAGCUGGAGGCCAUGGUGAGAGGUUCUCCUUUGGAGCCCAGUGUCUACCUGUCUGUCCCUCCUAAGCGGCCUGAUAAAAUGGGUUUUGAUGAGGUGUUCAUGAUUAAUCUGAUAAGGCGGUCUGACCGAAGAGAGCGGAUGCUGAGAACAUUAGCAGAACAGGAGAUAAGCUGUAAAGUCAUUGCUGCUGUGGAUGGCAGGGCGAUGAACGUGAGUGACAUCCAGGCCCUGGGCAUUGAGAUGUUGCCGGGAUACAGUGAUCCGUAUCAUGGCAGGCCACUGACCAAAGGAGAACUGGGCUGUUUCCUCUCCCACUAUAACAUCUGGACAGAGAUAGUGGAGCGUGGUCUGAAGACGUCUCUGGUGAUUGAGGAUGAUUUGCGUUUUGAGGUUUUCUUUAAACGCCGGUUACAGAACCUAAUGUCUGAGGUGAAGUCUGAGGGCCUGGACUGGGACCUAAUUUAUAUUGGGCGUAAGAGAAUGCAGGUGGAUCACCCAGAGAAGUCAGUGCCCAAUAUCCACAACCUGGUGGAAGCAGACUACUCCUAUUGGACGCUGGCCUAUAUGAUGUCACUGCAGGGUGCCCAGAAGCUUCUGAAGGCGGAGCCUCUGAAGAAGAUCCUUCCAGUGGAUGAGUUUCUUCCUGUGAUGUACAACAAACAUCCUAUUGCUGAGUAUAUGGAGUAUUUCAAGGAGCGAAAUCUGAAGGCUUUCUCCGCAGAGCCCCUGCUGGUCUUCCCCACUCACUACACGGGCGACCCAGGCUACAUCAGCGACACCGAAACCUCCACCAUUUGGGACAACGAGACCAUUCGCACGGACUGGGACAGAGCCAGGUCCAGAAAGACCCAGGAACAGGAGGAGCUUAGCAGCGAAGCCCAGAACACAGAGGUCCUUCAGUCCCACCUGGACAGCACAGCCAGGGACGAACUGUGAGACUGGUGUCAUACUGGUCAGACUGGACCUGGGGAGGGAAGUGAGAUGAGAUAUGAUCUCCUCUCCAGACU